AUGGCCGCCAGCGUCGUCGACGGCAAUGGAGGCAGCCGGCUGGUGGUGACGUUGCUGGGCCACGUCAAGGAGCUGGCGACGCAGCUGGAGGUGCACCUCGGCGGCUCCUCGCCCGACCUCUGCAAGCACCUCGCCUCGCAGAUCUCCUCCAUCGCCGAGCGCUCAAUCAGCCUGCUCAUCACCACCUCCAGCCUCGGCGGCGCCCGGAAGCGCUCCGCCGUCGCCAGCCCGCUCAGCGACGCCUCCGACGCGCCCUUCAUCAAGGCCACCAAGAAAAGGAAGACCAUGGACAAGAAGAGGCAUGAGGUGAGGGUGAGCUCGGCCGGAGGCGGCGGCGACCACCCGGCCGACGACGGCCACUGCUGGAGGAAGUACGGCCAGAAGGAGAUCCUUGGAGCCAAACACCCAAGGGGCUACUACCGCUGCACGCACCGGCACUCUCAGGGAUGCGCGGCGACGAAGCAAGUGCAGCGCACAGACGAGGACCCGACGUUCUUUGACGUCGUUUACCUCGGCGACCACACCUGCGUUCAGAGCCAGAGGGCGGCGGCGGGCCAGGCUGCCGCGGACGCGCUGGCGCCCGAGUACAAUGACAAGCCGGGCACCAACCUGACGGUGAAGACCGAGGGGUCGACCGUGGAGCCAGAGCAGCAGCUGCAGGGCUGGGACACGUCCGCGCCCUUCUUCUUCUCCUCCACGCCGGCGACGGCGAGCGGGUGCCUCGUGCCGGAGCGCAGCCCCUUCUCCGCGCCGUCCACGUCCGAGAACUGGGGCGUGUCCCCGGCGACCUCGGACUCCAACCACGUUGUCUCUUUCCCGCCUUUCGAGGUCGCCGGCGACGACGUGCAGUUCGUGUUCCAAGAAGUCAUGUCAACGAUCGACAGAGCCGACGGCGACGGGUUCGUCGACGAGCUCGACAUCGACGUCUCAAGCUUCUUCGCGUGA
Messenger RNA from Miscanthus lutarioriparius, 945 nucleotides. The record is from the annotation of a GenBank genome assembly. Lineage: Eukaryota; Viridiplantae; Streptophyta; Magnoliopsida; Poales; Poaceae.